Messenger RNA from Pygocentrus nattereri (red-bellied piranha), 2700 nucleotides. It is a transcript of the gene tor1, whose product is annotated as torsin family 1. NCBI's taxonomy places the organism in Eukaryota, Metazoa, Chordata, Actinopteri, Characiformes, Serrasalmidae. Gene Ontology annotation, biological process: protein localization to nucleus; nuclear membrane organization. Gene Ontology annotation, cellular component: endoplasmic reticulum; nuclear envelope; endoplasmic reticulum lumen. The record is from RefSeq and is a predicted model, not a curated record. Gene Ontology annotation, molecular function: ATP hydrolysis activity; ATP binding; kinesin binding. The transcript is spliced from 5 exons. Bases 269 to 1159 code for a protein of 296 amino acids.
UCACACAUUACCAGAAGACAACAGGCUGUGAAACUGCGGUGGUCAUCCCACACUAAUCGUCUCCCCUUGGUCAGCAGACGCUUUAAUCGACCUACUGGCAUUUUAUUAACGACACUGCAGCACUGCUUUCGUAAUAACUGCACUUCUGAGGUCACAAUAGCGAAUAAUGAGGCACCACGGGUCCCACAGGUGACGGGGAGGGUCGUCGGAAAUCGGUGAAAUCCGCGGCGUGUUGAGGGCGCCCCCUACCGGACGCUCAGCAGGCAGGAUGCGGCUAACAUGGAGUCUGGCUCUGCUUCUCUGCUCCAGCACGAUGUCCGGGGCGAUAGAGCCCAUCUCCACCGGCAUCGCGAUGGGCAUAGCGGCCGCCGUCACCGGCUUUCUGGCCCGAUACCAGAACGUGCUGUACUACUUCCAGGAGUGCUGCCGGCCGGAGUGGAUGUCCUACAACAAAACAGGUCUGGAGGAGGACCUGCGGACGAAGCUGUUUGGGCAGCAUGUGGCCGCUCGGGUCAUCUUGAAGGCCGUUACGGGGUUCAUGAACAACAAGAACCCCAGGAAGCCGCUGGUUCUCUCCCUGCACGGUUGGACUGGGACGGGCAAGAACUAUUCACAACUGCAGCAGUGGAUAAAGGGUAACGUGACUAACUGCCCUCGUUCCAUGUUCAUAUUUGACGAGAUGGAUAAGAUGCACCCUGGUCUGAUUGACAGCAUAAAGCCAUACCUGGACUUCUAUGACAACCUAGAUGGGGUCUCGUACCGGCAGGCCAUCUUCAUCUUCCUCAGUAACGCUGGAGGGGAGAACAUCGUGCAGGUGGCUCUGGAUUUCUGGACUGCAGGAAGAGAACGAGAGGAAAUUGAGCUGAAACAUCUGGAGACAGCCUUGUCCCUGUCAGUGUUCAACAACAAGAACAGUGGUUUCUGGCACACUAGCCUAAUAGACAAGAACCUGGUGGACUUCUUCGUACCUUUCCUUCCUCUGGAAUACAAGCACGUAGUGCAGUGUGGCCUGGCCGAAAUGGCCGCUAAAGGCCUGACCCCAGACGAGGAAGUGGUGGACCGUAUGGCACGAGACUUGAGCUUUUUCCCCAAAGAGGAGCGUGUGUUUUCUAGGCAAGGCUGCAAGAUCAUCUCCAGCAGACUGGACUUCUACAUCUAACUGGAAAAUAGGAGAGACGCUCCACUCUGUGCACUGAAGAGCUGCCACUGGUUUACAGUGAAAAUGAAUCGAACAGGAUGGAAGGAAUACACCUCCCAACACUACUGCUGUCCUGCUUGGACCGUGCUGCGUUAUUUCCAUUGUGUCGCUCGUAAUUGAUGCAUUGGUGGGACGGGGAAAGUUUUUAAUGGACCUUCUCUUUUAAAAAGUUACUAAUUAAGAACUGUGACGGCUUAACUCCUUGUUUUUAAGGAGGAUCACAGUCUAAUGAAUGAGGUGGAGGAGGGGGGGGGGGUCUUAAAUGGUCAUUUUUUAUGACCCGGAGUAAAUUUCGUUUUAACUUUGUAUGCCUGUAAAUGGAAAACACAACACACUGCCUUAACCCGUAAAACGUUGUCAAACUACUUUUGCCUGCCUGUUGGUUUAUAUACGUUUUGAUCAUUCAUAUCAAGUCUGAUGUAGCGACAGAAGAACGUGUAGAUCAAUGGAUCAUCACAACAGCAAAGAGUGACCACAGAGUUGUCCUUGUCGUCGUCUGUAGGUUCAUUUUGACCUCAUUUGGAACAGUAGUAGACUAAAUGAAGGAGGCCCACUGAUGAAAUGUUUUCCUCAGCACUACAAAUGGCUGGAUAAAGUUGAUGGCGCAGUGCAAUACAGGGCUCCCAAUCAGAACAGAGCUCAUUUACAUACGUCUUAAAGACAGUAACAAUGUUCAAUUCUAAGCGGUUGGAAAAUAGUUGAGUAAAAAUACGAAAGAAAUGUACGAUACAGGCCCCAUCACUGACAUGAAAAGGUUCUAGCACCAAAAGGGUUCUUCUACGGUUACAAGCUUUCUAUUAACGACAGUAGAACCCCUUCGGUUGCUAUUUUGAAUCAUUUUCCAAAAGGUUUUCUAUACAAUCAUCUACAGCAUGUUCUCCAUCAAUGUGGGGAACCCUAAAAGCAUGCAUGUCCUCAUUCUUUGAGUGUUCAUGGUUCUACUUAGAACCAUUCUGUAUACUAAGGUACCACUGGAGAACAAGGGCUUUUGUCAAGAGUGUACCACAACAAUCUCUCCGGUUGUGCAUUUGUAACCAUUCCAUGCAGUAACUCUCUGUGAGGGAGUUUUUAGAGGUGGACGUCUGGUUCCCAUCACCACCACUGGGAACGAUGCUGAGGGCAAGUUUCUUCUAGAAGGGAGCAUUUCACACCAAACCACUCUGACUGACUUUGUUCAUAUCACAAGGAUUCAAUCAUGCAGAUAUUUGGAAAGAUCAGUGGAAUUCCCCUCCUGAAGUCCUAACCAGUCAGCCCACCUCCUUGUUGCUACACUCAUUGUCCAACAAAGAGUUUGAGCUGGACAUUCAUGUGUGCUCUGGUUUAAAUUUCUUAGUUUGACCAAAAAAAAUGGAACGGGUGAAGCAAACGCGAGAGGUGAUGAUUUUCUUUCUACUUUAACUCGGAAUAAAAGUCAGUUCCAUUAGUUUUAGUCCAAUGUUCUUUAGUCUCACUGAGCCGUGAGAACUUUAGAUCCCUUAACCAUAUUAAAUAAACCUUGAUAA